This is a messenger RNA of Leguminivora glycinivorella, 2794 nucleotides long. Its product is annotated as serine/threonine-protein kinase PRP4 homolog. The record is from RefSeq and is a predicted model, not a curated record. Bases 1004 to 2755 code for a protein of 583 amino acids. The transcript has 2 exons. Gene Ontology annotation, biological process: peptidyl-threonine phosphorylation; peptidyl-serine phosphorylation. NCBI's taxonomy places the organism in Eukaryota, Metazoa, Arthropoda, Insecta, Lepidoptera, Tortricidae. Gene Ontology annotation, molecular function: protein serine/threonine kinase activity; ATP binding.
UGUUUUUAUGAAUUAAACUGUGAUGCGCAAUGAGGCCUAGUGACCCACAUUGAUUUGUUAGAAAUGGGUCUACAUGAAUCCACUUGGAUUUCUUUAUUGCAUUUCAAAUUUUUAUUUUCAAUGAUAUUAUAACACCACAAGCAGUAUGCUGAUUGACAUUUUCCUCAACCUAUGGUUUUCAGGAAUGUUUUUUUUUUUCUAUAAAUGGAUCCACAACUUUUGUUUGGAAGUAGAUUAAGAUUUAUAAAUAAGACAAUUGAAAUAUUCAAACUAUCCAAUCAUAAUUUAUUCAUGUCUAUUUAAAAAUAAUGAAAGAAGUAUUUUAAAUUAAAAAUACAGUAUAAAAAUAUACAGUAUAGUUGUGAAAUUAGAGAGCUCAAAAUUAAAUCAAGAUGCUGCUAUAGUACUAACAGUCCGAACAUCCGAACUCCACAAUUCAUUUUGUUUGGAUAAAGUACAGUACCAUAAAUAUGUGCACACUACCUUAAUGAAUGGGCUACAAGGUGGUCUUUACAUGUUUAUGGCACCAUGUGUCAAUAUUAACAUCUUGAUACUUUCUUUACUUUUAUUUGGAAUAUUUUGCCAUUCGAAAUUCAUGCUAUGUGCACGGUUGGAAAACAAAAAUGGAUGAGUAUUUAUCAAGUGUUCAAAUUCCAUUUCAUUUUAUCUGAGAUGAGACCUUUUCAUGCUUUGCAUUUGAGCUAACAUUAUUUGUGUUUUUUCUAGCCAAGAAUGCAAAUGCCAUCUGUUGACUGACAAAUAAAACAAACCAUGGAUGGUAGAGUUAAAUGAACAUCAUGGAUGUGAAUGGACAAACUAGACACAUAUUAAUGGAUAUGUGAAGAUGACAAUACAUCUUCAUAAUAACCUACCAACAUAAUUAUUGAAUCAUGUUGACCCUGAGACAACAGAUGUCCACAGGGAGGGAAAUAUUUCCAGCAAGUCUUCAAUCCUGAAAUUUCAGAGAAUUUACAAAAUUUUCAGUUAAGUAAUAGUUGACAUCAUGGCUCACCGGAAUGACGACAGCCGCAAGGGAAAAUCCAUUGAGACUUUUAGAAAUGAAGAAGUCAAAAACACGAAACAUAAGAAAAGACAUACAGGUUGCCAUUCCAAAAUGAAAGACUUUCUUGAGUCAAGGACACCUCCACUCCCGGCCAGCAUGCCCACAAUGGACGAACUCAUAAAACAAAGAGAAAUAUUACAAGAAGAAUUGGACAAAAUAUCAAAAAAUACCGCAGAAUAUUCUAUAAUGAAUAAAUCUAGAUCAUAUCACAAGAAACCAAGAAACACUGAAAAUUUUAAACCUCAUAAAAAACGUAAAAGCGAAAGUUAUGACAGUGACUUGAAGGAUGAAGGAAAAAAGCAACGUAAGCUUGUUGAUAGUCCCCCUCAUUUUAUUGAUGAGAACUCGGAAGACGAGGAAAAUAUCAUAGAAAUUAGAAGAAGACAACGGAAACAACUACUAGAAAAACUAAAAUUAACACAUGAAGAUCAUGCCGACAAAGUAGCUCAAAAUAUUAUUUCAUGUCAUAAAACUUUCGCUGAUAAUAAUAAAAGUGAUCAAACUACCAUAAAACCAGUUAUUCAAAAUACAGAUAGUAAAAAAUCAACUGACAUGUUUGCAGAUACGAAUAAAGCAUCAACUGACAUGUUUGCCGAUUUAGAAACAUUUACACCUGAUUAUGUGCCUGCUGGUGUAACCAAAGACAACAACAACGAUAAUCCUCAGCUGACAGAAAACUGGGACGACCCUGAUGGCUAUUAUAAUAUUAGAAUUGGUGAUGUGCUGCACAACAGAUAUACUAUCAAAGAUACUUAUGGACAGGGCGUUUUUGCGAACGUAGUGCGCGCUCAAGACAAUACUGCUCCAAAUAAUGACGUAGCCGUAAAGAUAACAAGAAAUAACGAUCUCAUGAGAAAGACUGCUCUAAAAGAGAUUGCCCUCUUAAAAGAAGUUAACGAUGCGGACCCCGAGGAUAAAAAUCACUGCGUAAAGCUGUUGCGACAUUUCGUGCACAAAAGUCACUUGUGUCUAGUGUUAGAGCCUCUUCACAUGGACAUGCGCGGCAUUAUUAAGAAGUACGGCAGACACGGAUUAAACUUGAAAGCAUUGGUGAGCUACAGCAGGCAGCUUCUCCUAGCGAUCAGACAUCUAAAAAAGCUUGGUAUCAUCCACGCCGAUAUAAAACCAGAUAAUAUAUUAGUAAACGAGAAGAAAAACACGUUAAAGCUGUGUGAUUUCGGGUCGGCGGGUAAAGUUGACGAUGCGGAGCCCACGCCUUAUCUGGUGUCCAGGUUUUACAGAGCCCCGGAAAUCAUUUUAGGUCUACCUUACUCGCACGGAGUUGACAUGUGGUCCACCGCGUGCACGAUUUACGAAAUGGCGGUAGGAAAAAUACUCUUCACGGGAGGUUCGAAUAACAAAAUGUUGAAAUGCUUUAUGGACGUUAAAGGCAAAAUACCAAACAAAAUGGCGAGAAAAGGCAAAUUUAAAGAUCAGCAUUUUAACUACAACCAUAAUUUCUUACUUCACAAGAAAGAUGAAGUUACUGGCAGAGAAAAAGUAGUAGAAUAUAGCAACAUUAAAGUAACUCGAGAUUUGGGGAAAGAACUAGGAAGAUCGAUAAAUGAUGACAGGAAAGUUACUCAUCUUAGAGAAUUGUUAGACAAAAUGCUUGUCUUGGACUCUGCGCUAAGGAUAUCCCCCACAGAUGCCUUAAAACAUAUAUUUAUUAGAGAACAAGUGGAAAAAUAAUUUAAACAAAAAAAAUGGAAUAAAUGCAGUAAUUUAAUU